AUCGCAGCGCCCGAUCGGUUGUAGGUUCGAAGACCAGAAUGUCGUGAGGACGCCGCCGGAGGAGCAUCCAUGCUGUUAAACACUAUAAGGGAUCUUGCGGUAGACUUGGAUUUUAUGUUCUUGACGGGUUCGUCGCGCAAAGUUUUUGGUUUUGGACUCCAGGACUAGACUUGGAUAAAGUGAUACUUUCCGCUGUCCCAGUGGGACACAGCAGAAGAUAAGGUUACCCAGUAAGGCUACCCAUAAACCAGUUCAGGAUGGGGAGCCGGGGCCACCACCGGUACCACUGGCAGAGCCACAACGUGAAGAUCAGUGGCGUGGACGACAUGGUGCUGCUCAGCAAGAUCCACGAGGACUCCAUCGUGGACAACCUGAAGAAGCGCUACAUGGAUGACUACAUCUUUACGUACAUCGGUCCAGUACUCAUCUCCAUCAACCCCUUCAAGCAGAUGCCGUACUUCGGGGAGAAAGAAGUGGAAAUGUACCAGGGCGCGGCCCAGUAUGAGAAUCCUCCUCACAUCUAUGCUCUGGCAGACAACAUGUACCGCAACAUGAUGAUCGACCGGGAGAACCAGUGCGUCAUCAUCAGCGGGGAGAGUGGAGCAGGGAAGACGGUGGCCGCCAAGUACAUCAUGAGCUACAUCUCCCGGGUCUCUGGGGGGGGCCCCAGGGUUCAGCAUGUCAAAGACAUCAUCCUGCAGUCCAACCCUCUGCUGGAGGCCUUCGGGAACGCCAAGACCGUGAGGAACAACAACUCCAGCAGAUUCGGGAAAUACUUUGAGAUCCAGUUCAGUUCCGGGGGCGAACCAGACGGGGGGAAGAUCUCCAACUUCCUGUUGGAGAAGUCCCGCGUGGUGAUGCGUAAUCCCGGGGAGAGGAGCUUCCACAUCUUCUACCAGUUGAUAGAAGGAGCCAGUGCAGAGCAGAAGCAGAGCCUGGGGAUCACCAGCCUGGACUACUACAGCUACCUCAACCAGUCGGGCUCCUACAAGGUGGACGACAUCAACGACAAGAGCGACUUCCAGGAGACGGUGCAUGCCAUGGGGGUGAUCGGCAUCUCCCCGGAGGACCGCGGCAUGGUGCUGCAGCUGGUGGCCGGCGUGCUGCACCUCGGGAACGUCACCUUCCGCGAGGCGGGGAACUACGCCGCUGUGGACAGCGAGGAGUUCCUGGCGUUCCCGGCGUUCCUGCUGGGCAUCGACCAGAACCGUCUGAAGGAGAAGCUGACCAGCAGGAAGAUGGACAGCAAGUGGGGCAGCGCCCUGGAGUCCAUCGACGUCACGCUCAACGUGGAGCAGGCCUGCUACACCCGCGACGCGCUCGCCAAGGCCCUGCACUCGCGCCUCUUCGACUUCCUGGUGGAGUCAAUCAACAAGGCAGUGGUGAAAGAUUACCAGGAACUCAACAUCGGAGUGUUGGAUAUCUACGGAUUUGAGAUCUUUCAAAAAAACGGCUUUGAACAGUUCUGCAUCAACUUCGUGAACGAGAAGCUGCAGCAGAUCUUCAUCGAGCUGACCCUCAAGGCGGAGCAGGAGGAGUACGUCCAGGAAGGCAUCAAGUGGACGGCCAUCGAGUACUUCAACAACAAGAUCGUCUGCGACUUGAUUGAGAGCAAGCUGAACCCCCCGGGGAUCCUCUCCAUCCUGGACGACGUGUGCGCCACCAUGCACGCCGUGGGCGAGGGCGCCGACCAGACCAUGCUGCAGAAGCUCCGCGUCGCCAUCAACUCCCACGAGCACUUCAACAGCUGGAACCAGGGCUUCAUCAUCCACCACUACGCCGGCAAGGUCUCCUACGACGCAGAGGGGUUCUGUGAGAGGAACCGUGACGUUCUGUUCAGCGACCUCAUCGAGUUGAUGCAGAGCAGUGAGAUCUCCUUCAUCAGAGGUCUGUUCCAGGAGAACCUGAACGCUGAGAAGAAAGGCCGGCCUACCACAGCAGGAAGUAAAAUAAAGAAACAAGCCAACGACCUGGUGAGCACGCUGAUGAAGUGCACCCCCCACUACAUCCGCUGCAUCAAGCCCAACGAGACCAAGAAGCCCCGGGACUGGGAGGAGAGCCGGGUGAAGCACCAGGUGGAAUACCUCGGACUGAAGGAGAACAUCAGGGUGAGGCGAGCCGGCUACGCCUACCGGAGGGUCUUCAGGAAGUUCCUCAACAGGUAUGCGAUCCUCACCAAGGAGUCGUGGCCCACGUGGCGCGGCGAGGAGAAGCAGGGGGUUCUCCAUCUGCUGCACGCGGUCCACAUGGACCAGGACCAGUACCAGAUGGGGCGCACCAAGGUCUUCAUCAAGGCCCCGGAGUCGCUCUUCCUACUGGAGGAGACCAGGGAACGCAAGUUUGACGGGUACGCCCGGACGAUCCAGAAGGCCUGGAGGAAGUACAUGGCCCGCAAGAAGUACGUCCAGAUGAGGGAGGAAGCCUGCGACCUGCUGGUGAACCGUAAAGAGAGACGGAGACACAGCAUCAACAGGAACUUUGUGGGCGACUACCUGGGCAUGGAGGACCGUCCGGAGCUCCGACAGUUCCUGGGCAAAAGGGAAAAGAUCGACUUUGCGGACAAAGUCACAAAGUACGACCGGCGAUUCAAGCCGAUCAAGCGGGACCUGAUCCUGACCCCUAAGUGUGUGUACCUGGUGGGCCGGGAGAAGCUGACGCAGGGCCCUGAGAAGGGUCAGGUGACGGAGGUGCUGAAGAGGCGGAUCGAGGUGGAGAAGAUCCUGGCGGUGUCUCUGAGCACCAUGCAGGACGACCUGCUGAUCCUCCACGAGCAGGAGUACGACAGCCUGCUGGAGUGCGUCUUCAAGACGGAGCUGGUCAGCCUGCUGUCUCGGCGCUUCGAGGAGAAGACCCAGAGGACGCUGCCGCUCAAGUUCAGCAACACGAUGGAGCUGAAGCUGAAGAAGGAGACGUGGGGGUUCCUGAGUGCGGGGGGGUCUCGCCAGGUGACGGUGGUCCAGGGUCAGGGCGACGCCACCGUGCUGAAGCCCUCCAGUAAGACCCUGCAGGUCAGCAUCGGGCCGGGACUGCCCAAGACCACCCGUCCCAGCAAGAAGAGCUUCUCCCACCAGGGCCGUUCCUCCAGGACCCACCAGACCACCCCGGCCAGGGCAGCCCCCGGCCCCCCAGCCGCCCACCAGAACGGCGGCCCCAAGAACACCAACCACCUGGCCAGCCAGAGGAACCCCCAGAGGCCCCCCCCCUCCGCGGGCCGGACCCCCCAGCCGGGCCUGCCCAGCGGGCCGGGCCAGCCCCGCGGCCGGGGGGGCGGCGGUCCCCCCACGCAGCCCCCCAACCUGGACUGCCUGAGGGUCCCGGAGCAAGGCGCCGCAGGUCAUGGCGACAGACGGACAGCUUCCAAUGGAGGAAUGGCCCAUCGGCCCUCCGACAGCCGGCCGGCCCCCGGCGGCGGGCGCCCCAAGCCGGCCCCUAAGCCCCGCCCCCAGGUGCCCCAGUGCCGGGCGCUGUACGCCUACGACGCGCAGGACACGGACGAGCUCAGCUUCAACGCCGACGAACUCAUCGAGAUCAUCAAGGAGGACGCCUCUGGCUGGUGGACGGGGAGGAUCCGGGGGAAGCAGGGCCUGUUCCCCAACAACUACGUCAGCAAGAUCUAGGAGUCCGGGAGGACUUCUGUGUGAGGGACGGAGAGGACCUCCGGAGAGGACCCCCCGCUGUCCACCCACCCCACCACCACUAUGUGGUCGUCACUGGGGGCCCGUCUGGCGUCAUGUGACCCGUCUGAGGUCAUGUGACCCGGAUGUCCGCAGGCUGAACUUGGUGUGGGGGACGGAUUUUGGCUUUCAAACCGAGAAGACUUUUUACCUUUUACUUAAGGGAUGACAUCAGCUUCCCCAGGAGUACCAAAGAGUACUGAACAAAACUAUUUAUUGUAUUUAUAGCUUUAUAUUUUUCUCGACUGUCUCGUUACACUUUUCUAAGCUCAGUGGUGUUGAAGCGUCCUCUGUUCAGCGGGCGUCUCGGUCUGCUGUCACGUUCCUCCUGUUUUAUUCUGAAAUCAUGUAACCAGCGGGAGUCAAGUUUCUCUGUGUGUGUCAGUGCGGUUUUUGUUAAGUUGCUGUAUUUUAAAGCCAUGAAGUGAUGCUGAUGGUUAAGUGUUCUGGAAGAUGAUUAUUUCACUGUGUUCUAGAAAUAGUUUUUUAUUAAAACAUAUAUAUAUAUAUACACCAUAUCUCCCAAACUGAACAGAUUGUGUCUGUUGAGCAGAUGCAUCCUAAGAACGAGAAGGCAGGAAUCAAAGACUAGUCGACGCGUUGCUGGGGAACUUUUAGCCAGUAAAUGUAAAUUUCUUGAUUGUCCGUAUCAUAUUGUCCAGGUUUUUGUAUCGAAGAAAUUUUUAAAUUGCAAAUUCCACACACACUGACCGUAUUCUGGGUGUCGUCUGUGGUUGAAGAGCACUUUACUGGGAUAGGUACUAUCUUGGGGACACCAUCAUACUCAUUUGGUCAUAUCACAGCCUAUGUAUCACAUCGAUGAAGGACAAAUUGCCAAACACAAUGCAAAUAGCCGAAUUUAUGAAGAGAAUAACUUGUUUACAUGGAAAGAUUGUGCAGGCCAUUUUAGAUUGAUUUAUGUAUAUCUGUUGAUAUCUAGGACAUGUUUUGUUUUUGGGUUCAAGUUUAAUUCUGUCGUAUAUUUUCUUUCUCUUGAUAUUCUGCCUUCCUGUUUGGUACCUAGAGCGAUGUGUGAUUGAUGCUGUUUUUAACGGACUUCAUUGGUUCAGAGACUCCAGGUGAUGUUGGGUUUAAUCAGUCUCACAAUCAUUUCAGACGAAAGGAAAGACUUUUACUUUUACCUUUACUUUGCUUCAGCUUCACUAUGUCUACCCUCCUUUUGCACUGCCGUUGCAUUAAUUUAUCAUUCUGUCAUAAUUUAAGAGCUCAUACACCCAUGGCUGGGUCAUCCUGACUGACAGCUGUCACAGGGCUCAGCGAUAUCGAAGGUUUGAUGCUGGAUGUCGACACAUCUGUGCAAUAUGAAAAACACCAGUUGGAUCUUUUAAUAAAGCAUGUUCAUGUUGCAAACCUUA
Molecule: messenger RNA, 5050 nt
Organism: Gadus macrocephalus (Pacific cod)
Lineage: Eukaryota; Metazoa; Chordata; Actinopteri; Gadiformes; Gadidae
Gene: myo1ea
Product: myosin IEa
Exons: 29
Coding region: 258-3617 (1119 amino acids)
Biological process (GO): vesicle transport along actin filament; actin filament organization
Cellular component (GO): plasma membrane; myosin complex; cytoplasm
Molecular function (GO): microfilament motor activity; ATP binding; actin filament binding
Source: RefSeq, a predicted model, not a curated record